Molecule: messenger RNA, 5177 nt
Organism: Puntigrus tetrazona (Sumatra barb)
Lineage: Eukaryota; Metazoa; Chordata; Actinopteri; Cypriniformes; Cyprinidae
Gene: mtss1
Product: MTSS I-BAR domain containing 1
Exons: 15
Coding region: 662-2779 (705 amino acids)
Biological process (GO): plasma membrane organization; cell projection assembly
Cellular component (GO): actin cytoskeleton; cytoplasmic side of plasma membrane
Molecular function (GO): actin binding; phospholipid binding
Source: RefSeq, a predicted model, not a curated record
CGGGUUAGAAAGCGCGAGAGCGAGAGAGCCAGGGGUGAAUGUUUACCACUCGCUCCGUGGAAUCUAUCAGGAGUCGAAACUUUGGUCACGUUUUGUCGUGCUCAUUUGACCAGAAAAGCGCUUUCAAACUGCAACCGCUCGAAACAACCACCGCCAAGGACAUAUCAGCGGCUGGAUCGACUGAAUGAAACCAUGAGGAAUAAAAAACACGGCGGUUGUCGCGAUCUAAACUAACGUGACUAUCGAUCCAGCAGAGCCAAGCUUUUGAAAACGCCGAGCCAGGUACUCCGGCGCAGAUUUUCAACGGUCGGCUUUUCCUGCGGGUUUACCUGUGCUUACGUGGCACUUUUUUGACCUGGAGACUUAUUGUCAAAAAUCCCGUUUUUAGGUUUUUUAUCCACUUUGUUCGUGGCGAUGCGAUGUAUUUUCAGAGGUUUAGUAAGUUGCGUGGCCGGGACUAGUUUACUUGCGCCGGGCAGCCAAUCAGCGGAAUAACACUCGCCGUUUUUGCGUUAAUUUAUCCGCUUUUGCCUUAUUCACACUACAGCCUUCAAAAAAGAGCCUCGUACCGCACCCUUCACAUACUGACAGCGGGUUUCGAGGCUAGCUUUCAUAAGGAGGAUAAGUGUCACCGCCGUGCGUGUGUUUUUGGGGUGGUAAAAUGGAUGCGGGCAUGGAGAAGGAGUGCAGCGCUUUGGGAGGGCUCUUCCAAAUCAUCAUGAACGACAUGAAGGCUAGUUAUCCUGCCUGGGAGGACUUUGUCACCAAAGGGGCUAAGCUACAAUCUCAGUUAAGGACAACAAUCAUCGUCACUAGCUCAUUCCUGGAUGCUUUCCAGAAAGUGGCUGACAUUGCAACUGGAACACGAGGAGCGACGAAAGAGAUCGGAUCGGCUUUGACCAGGAUGUGUAUGAGACACAGAAGCAUUGAGAACAAGCUCAAACUGUUCACAACGGCUCUCAUGGAUAACUUGAUCACUCCUCUGGAGCUGAAAAUUGAAGAGUGGAAAAAAGUUGCCAGUCAGCUGGAUAAAGACCAUGCCAAAGAAUAUAAGAAAGCACGAGCGGAGAUCAAGAAGAAAUCUUCAGAUACGAUUAAACUGCAGAAGAAGGUUAAAAAAGGUAAAGACGAGGUGCGGAUGCAGCUGGACAGCGCUCUUCAGGACGUCAACACGCGCUGCGCGGUUCUAGAGGAAACCGAGAAGAGAGCCGUGUGUCGAGCACUUGUCGAGGAAAGAGGGAGAUUCUGCUCAUUCGUCACAAUGCUCAAACCUGUGCUGGAUGAAGAGAUAAGCAUGCUUGGCGAAGUCACUCACUUGCAGACAAUUCUAGAAGAUCUUGGAAACUUGACGGCUGAUCCCAACACACUGCCUCCUGCUAGCGAACAGGUUAUUCUUGAUCUGAAAGGCUCAGACUACAGCUACUCGUAUCAGACUCCACCCGCUUCUCCCAGCAACACGUUAUCACGCAAGAGCAGCAUCAGCAGUAACUACACCUCUGUGCGCCAUGUCCCAUCACUGGACUCCAUCUCCAGCGCAGUGGAUGGGCUUCAUCUGAGAGCACCAGACGCAAUACAGGAUAAAGGCCAGAUCUCUUCUGGCACAGAGAACGGGACCUCCAUGCCCCCACUGCACAAACCUUACAGCGGGCAUGAGGAGAGAGCCAGGACACUGUCCACCUCGGGCAAGCCGCAGUCAGCCAGGGAGCAGCUGGCUCUUACUCUGGGAGGAGGGCUUAUAUCAGAAGCUCCUCGGACCAGCCGUGAUUCCCUCCACUGCUCCAGUGGAUACAGCACCCAGACGACCACGCCGUCGUGCUCCGAAGACACCAUUCCCUCGCAGCAUGCGGUAAAGAAAGAACCUCCUCUAUAUGACUAUGACUAUAUCUCCCUGCAUGGAGGAGAGGACGCCCACAGCCAGUCCGAAUUUGAUAAAUCUUCCACAAUUCCUCGCAACAGUGACUUGAGUCUCAAUUACCGCAAAAUGUUUCAAAGCAAGAGACCUGCGUCUACCGUCAGUCUGCUGAUGGAUCCGGAGCCUAUAGGGCCGCACACUGCCACCAUCCGCCGUAAACCCUCCAGCAAGCCCAACAUCCGCCGUGGCACCAUCAGUGGAGGAGUGCCUAUCCCCAUCUCCACACCGCAGGUGCCGCUGAAGGCCUCCGUUUCCACCGCUGGCCUGAGCGGCAGCGAGGACACCAUGUGCCCUCCUGGGGUGACGCAGACUAACAGGGUACCUGGCUCUGAUCUGGUUCACACCAGACAUAGUCUCUGUACUUCCACUCAGAGUCUGAGCGCAAUGCCGCCUCCAUACUAUUCCAUGUUCCCAGGGCAGCCACCAGUGGGCGGCACGGAGCCGCUGUAUCAAAUGACCAAGCAACAGCAGUAUGCGCUGCACCAUCAGCAACAGAGGCAAUAUCACCAACAACAGUAUAACCAACAGCAAUAUACUCAACACCAGUACAAUCACCAACAGCAAUACAACCAACUGCAGGAGCCGCAAUAUCAACAGACACAUCAGAAAGCGCUCCAGCAGAAACUCGAACGGCAGCAACAUCAAAAUCAGCAGCCGAUUCAAAACGCGGCAGCUCACAAUUUCAGCUUGCCCACCGAAAGCGUCAAGACCUGUUCCGCUCAGCCCGGCGUGGAUCACGUCGACGGCGUCCCCGAUCCAGGCAGCGGAGGAGACAUGUUGAGUAUGAUCCGAAGAGGAGUCAGGCUACGUCGGACGCUUACCAAUGACCGUUCGGCGCCUUUAAUCGCCCCCAACCAUCUCAACUGAUUUCGUUUUCCUUCCUGGUCUUUGAAUCCAUCUGUGACUUUUUACGGUUGCCUUUGCCGUCUUUUUCGUUCAGCGACUUUUUCUCGCCUUUUAUUGUUGAGGUUUGCGUAUUUUUGGUUUCGUUUAGUAGAGGCAAAACUGUUGACUGUCGUGCGACUCCUUGCCACGUGAAAAGACGUCGAGUUUAAACACACUGUGCUCGAACAACAACCGUUUUUGCAGUGUCCGUGCGAAUGUUGCUUCUCGAUAAAUUAAAGUUAAUUCCGCAGGCUGUGUGCUUUACAUAUAUAUGUAUACCUAUAUACACAGAUAUAUAUGUAUUUAGAGAUCUAGAUUGAGCGUCGGAGCUUAAGAUAUAUUAAAGUUAUUUGUUUAUGUCGUAUUUGCAAAGAUAAAGCACUCAGCCUUCUGGUUAGAGAUCAAAAACUGUAUAUAUUAGCGAAACAAUUGAAAGACUUGUAUUAUUAUUAAUUUUGUUUUUUUGUUUGUUUUCGAAAUUAGAUAAAGCAGCACUAGGCGUCUAUUUUUGUACAGUUUAGGGUAACAGAAAACUGCACCACUGCCUUUAAUCCACCCAAUGACUGGAUGCGAAUGCAGCCAAUGAGAGGAACGGAGAAAGGGAAGUGACGUGAUUGGGUGGAUGAACGAAGGACUGGAAUAGUGGAUCUUAUUUGUGUUGCUUAUGACUGUGAGAGCUUACAAAGGCAUCACUGUGGUUAUUUAUUCAACCUGUUUGAUUCUGAAUCAUUUUUAAUCGUUUGUUUACCAAAGCUUUGAUGCUGUAGCCCUGUAGAUGCGCGUAAAUCUGCUCUCCUGGAGGAUUUAUAAAGACUUGAUUCAUAAAACCUCAAACCUUUGGCCCAUGACUUUUAGCUUUGUGUGUGUAUGUGUUUUGAAUUUAAAAAAACUUUCUUAAAUUCAUUUAUUAUUAGCAGGAAAGAAAGUGAACGUUGCAUUUAAGCUUCUAGAUUGACUUUGUCCUGUUGCGAGUUGGCUUGUUUGUUCGAAAUCAAAGUGUCCCGUCCCUCCUCCAGUUUCAGUAAAGCUUAUUCAAUGGAAAUGUAGGGUAUACUUGUCUUCUCAGUUUAAAAAAAAAAAACGUAUUUCAAGGCUCAGAUCUCAAGAAUCUUUUAAUGCAUCUUAAUUGGAGCUGAAUUUAAAAAACUGACAAAAAAACCUGUGACACGAUAUGGCUAAAUAUGAUUAUCAAAUUUGCAAUAGCUUUGAUUUAAUUAAAUAAAAUAAAAGUGAGUACAUCAAUUUUCCCAAAGACGUUUUCCAUCAAAAAUGUAAUUUUAUGUUUUUAGUUUUUUUUUUUUUAUUAAAUUUUUUUUUUGUAUUACAUAGUUCUAUUUUAAUUUGCUGGAAUUAAUCAUAAUAAUUUAGUUUUUUUUUUCAUUAGUAUUAUUUUAUAAACGUAUUGAUCACAUUUUGGCCCAACCGUAUACCCCUUCAAACAAUCAUUACAAAUCUAGAUGUUUUUUUAUUUUUCAUGAGAACAUAACUUUACUAACCGCACGAUGUUAAAGUGGGUCUGUUUUCUUAAAUGAAACCCAAUGCUGGACGUUGGCUUUCAAGCUUGAAGCCUUUAACGUAUUUAAUAGAUGGUUUAAUUACAUAAUUUUUAGGUUUAAUUAAGGCCGAAUGUAAUGAACCUGAUAUCCAGAAGCGCUUCUCUGGUCUUAAAGCAUCUCUUUGAUGUCUAAUAAUUGAUCAUAUCUGUCACGCACGUGCUGGCAGGUGCGCUUUGAACUUUCGCUCCUGCCGUAAAACUUGUUUCUUCAUAUCUUACCGCAUUCUUUUUUCACCGCCCCCGUUUUGUUGUAUACUUUUCAGGUUAUUCUCAAUCUAGGGUUACUUCACACCUGUCUGAGCUGUGUCUAGGAUUUCUCGUGCCCCUCUCCAUCUGAAUGCUCAAUUGUUUGGUCUCUCUUCAGUGAUUUAGACACGGCCAGAGACGUUCCCCCGCCGACACAAUGCUCCUCGGGCCUUUUACUGUAGGAUUAGCUUGCAGCUGCUGUACGGAGUGUAAAAGAAUAUCGUUUCACUCUGAAAGGUGAGCUGACCGAGGUGUUUCUCCACUAAUCUGCAUUGUUAUUAGUGCUGCUCAGGGCAGUCACGUCUGAGGCGUUUCAUCUGUGUUGAAGGUUUCAGAGAUGGCUGGAUCAUAAUAAGUGCCGUCUAUUGCUGUGAUAUUAUCCAACUUGACCCGUAAUGUUAAAUUAGCAACAUCGGAAUAAUGGGAAUGGGUUUGUUUUUCUUUCGGUAUUUGUUUUUUUUGUAAACAUUCACUUUUUGCUUCCUUUAUUUGAUCUGAUGCAUUCUGUAUGCUAGACCGUUUCAUGAUAUAAACAUCAGUGGAAAGGGAUGAAUGUCAAAUUAAAAGUGAAGAAACCAU